Molecule: messenger RNA, 723 nt
Organism: Exophiala aquamarina CBS 119918
Lineage: Eukaryota; Fungi; Ascomycota; Eurotiomycetes; Chaetothyriales; Herpotrichiellaceae
Exons: 5
Coding region: 1-723 (240 amino acids)
Biological process (GO): protein depalmitoylation
Cellular component (GO): cytoplasm
Molecular function (GO): carboxylic ester hydrolase activity; palmitoyl-(protein) hydrolase activity
Source: RefSeq, a predicted model, not a curated record
AUGGCUAACAAGGCCGCUUUUGUCGUCCCGGCGCUGAAGAAGCACACGGCAACGGUGAUCAUGGCACACGGCCUGGGCGACAGUUGUACUUCCUACAGGGUGUCCCUUGCCGAGUCCUGGCGCAGACGAGGGAAAUUCGAAGACGUCAAGUUCAUCUUCCCCAAUGCUCCUGCCAUUCCCAUCACAGUGAAUAUGGGCUACAGCAUGCCUGGAUGGUACGAUAUCGUAAGGCGCCGCGACGAUACCGACUUCGACGACUUGAAACAAGCGCAUGAUGAAGUCGGCAUCCUCCGCAGUCGCACGACGUUCACCAAAUUCAUCACGGAUGAGAUCUCUGCCGGGAUACCCUCCAAUCGCAUUAUUCUCGGUGGCUUCUCGCAAGGAGGCGCAAUGUCCCUCUUCACUGGCAUUACCACACCUCACAAACUCGGCGGCAUUUUCGGCCUGAGCUGUUACCUUGUGUUGGGCGAUAAGAUCAAGGAUUUCGCGAAAGAGGCGUCGGAAGCAAACAAGGACACACCGAUCUUCAUGGGCCACGGCGAUUCAGAUCCGCUGGUCAAACUGUCCUGGGGACAACAGACAGCCGAGGUCCUCAAGAAGGAGCUUGGCCACAAGGUCGAAAUGAAAGUGUACAGGGGCCUCGCUCAUUCCGCCGACCCAGAGGAGAUUGACCACUUGGAGAAAUUCAUCAAGGAUUGUUUACCCACCAGUGAGGCCCUGUGA